Messenger RNA from Arabidopsis thaliana (thale cress), 741 nucleotides. It is a transcript of the gene MT1B, whose product is annotated as metallothionein 1B. The record is from RefSeq and is marked reviewed. Lineage: Eukaryota; Viridiplantae; Streptophyta; Magnoliopsida; Brassicales; Brassicaceae. The transcript has 2 exons. The coding region runs from base 250 to 405 and encodes 51 amino acids.
ACUCUGUUGUCUUGCUAAAACUCUAACAUUAAAUUACUUUCUUGAAUGAAGCUGGAACAAAUCUAACAUAAAAAGAAAAUGAUGGGCAAGUUGAUGUUAUUCGUAAAUUUAUUUGGAUUAUGUAUAAAGUGAUCCGAAUCUCUCUCUUCUUCUAUAAAUAGUGGCCAUUCCCAUUGGUUGAAAUCACAAAAGCAUCAUAAGAAGAAGAAGAAACUACAGAAGUUAAUCAAUCAAAGACAAGUAAGAGAAAUGGGACUGAUUCUAACCAGGAUGAUUCUAAUUGUGGAUGUGGCUCCUCCUGCAAAUGUGGUGACUCUUGCAGUUGCGAGAAGAACUACAACAAGGAGUGCGACAACUGUAGCUGUGGGUCAAACUGUAACUUUUGAUGAAAUUAUUAUGGUCUAAAAUCAUAUAUAUGGCAGAAAAAUUGGGGAAAAUAUGUGUUUUAUGCUAAGAGAUGUGUGUGUUGUUGGAAUAAAGACGUGACCGUUGUGUUGCGUAUCAACUCUCUUAAGCUUUUGACUUUUCCCAGCUUUGUAUCAAAGCUGAGGCAUACAUACCCUUGUAACGUCUCUUCACAUUCGAACAAGUCCCACUCUCACCAAUUCGUCAUUUGAGAAUUGAUAUAAACCCUAAUUACGAACUGGUUUUCUCAAACUGGCCCAUUAACCAGACCCAUCAGCUCUUGCGUUUACCAAUUCUAUUUCUUUCAAAGAUAGGGAUAAUAUUUGUAAAAUAACA